Cariama cristata (Red-legged seriema) is the source of this 861-nucleotide messenger RNA. RefSeq names its product tetraspanin 15 (gene TSPAN15). Gene Ontology annotation, cellular component: membrane. The transcript has 8 exons. Lineage: Eukaryota; Metazoa; Chordata; Aves; Cariamiformes; Cariamidae. The annotation marks the transcript as partial. The record is from RefSeq and is a predicted model, not a curated record.
CAGCUAUUCCGCAGGUGUGACUUUCAGAAAAGGGAAAUUUGGUGCGUUAUUUUUCAAACCCUUUUUUUUGUGAUCGGAGCCCUUGUCCUCGCAGUUGGGAUUUAUGCAGAAGUUGAAAGACAAAAGUACAAAACUCUAGAAAGCGCCUUUCUAGCCCCAGCAAUUAUUUUAAUACUUUUGGGCAUUAUAAUGUUCCUGGUAUCUUUUGUGGGUGUGCUGGCUUCUUUAAGAGACAAUUUAUGCCUUCUUCAAGCAUUCAUGUACAUUCUCGGUAUCUGCUUGCUGAUUGAGCUGACUGGUGGAGUGGUGGCCCUGAUCUUCAGAAACCAGACAAUCAACUUUUUGAACGAUAAUAUAAGAAGAGGGAUUGAGAAUUACUAUGAUGAUUUAGACUUCAAGAACAUCAUGGAUUCUGUUCAAAAGCAGUUUAAGUGCUGCGGUGGGGAAGAUUAUAAAGACUGGUCACAAAAUGUGUACCACGACUGUGCGGCACCGGGACCGCUGGCCUGUGGCGUGCCUUACACUUGCUGUGUCACAAAUAAGACGGGGAUUGUCAACACUAUGUGCGGAUACAAAACCAUUGACAAAGAGCGGUUGAGUGUUCAGCACAUUAUAUAUGUCCGAGGGUGCACGAAUGCGGUGCUUAUUUGGUUUUUGGACAACUACAGCAUCAUGGCUGGCGUGCUGCUCGGCAUAUUGCUGCCCCAGUUCCUGGGAGUGUUGUUAUCCUUGCUUUACAUAACUCGGGUGGAAGACAUCAUCACCGAGCACAAACUGAGCGACAGACUGUUUGAAGAAGCGCAGCCGAGAUCUGCCCCCGAGUUUGCUGGAGCCGGCUGCUGCAUGUGUUACCCGGGGUGA